AUCGUGGUUUUGUACGUAAAGAACGAAAUCUGCUAAAUAAUUAUUUAAGUUCAUUAAUUGUGUUUUAAAAUAAAUUUUUAUAUCGUAAUUUAGUAGCUAGUACCUGUAAUUAUUUAAAUACGUUUACGUAUGAUGAGUAACAAAAAUGUUGAAUUUUCGAACUCGCAGAACUUGCCAGCCGAGAGGCUAUUGCUGUCGGUGUCGGAUUCGGGCGUUGUGCGACAAAUCAAAGCGUUGGACCCAUAUUGGGUGGAAUCAAGAGAGAUGAUAGUGUAUGAGAGCCCUCCGUCGGGCAGUGGAUUGGUUCUUGGUGCUGUAGAUGCAUGGAAGACUCGAAUGGAGGGAUACUUGGAUGAUCUCAAGUUGCUUCUUAGUCUAGAACAUCACAGAUUUUGGAGCACAGUUCUAUACCACCCGCAAUGCAUGGACUCGCUGGUGUCCUUCCUACAAGAGGCGAGCCCGCCGUACAUGCCGCCGCACGAAAGCAGAGAUGUACAGAAACUGUAUGGCGAAAUUAGGAGGCUGAUACUGGUUGUGUUUAGCAGGCUUAUUACUAAUAAGGAGAGUAAGUCCCAGUGGAUUAGUAAAGAAUAUAUGGCCGAUCUCAUAUACAACACCUUCGUGUUCACGAUACCCAUACUAUGGGACACGUGCCUGGUGUACGGCGUGGACAAUACUAGGCACGUGUCCAGAGUGCUGGAGAGCGUGUUCACGCUGCAGCCGCGGUACGAGGCCGACGCGGCCGCCGCCGUGGCCUUCGUCAAUGAGGCCUUCAAAUAUAUAAUCCUGCAAGUGAACAAAGACUACGACUCUGUAGACCCGCCGAACCUGCCCAAGACCUUCGAAGGCUUCGGCGAGAUCAAGAGACCUCCCAGCAGCAAGGAACAGGGACCACUCACGUUUAGUAUAUUGAAGGAUUUGGUGAUACACUUACUGGAUAUGGCAAUGACGUUGAGAAUAUUCCUGGAAGCGUACCCUAAGGGAGUUAAGAUAUUUAGGAAGAAUAAUUUUGUAAAUAGUAUAGUGCAACUCUACGAAUAUGGCAUACCGAACUUAUACGAGAAACUUAAAGAAGUGGGAGAUGAAACCAGCGUCGCGUAUACAGAAGUGGAGGGGCACAUAGACACGGCGCGCGCAGAACUCAUUGACAUAUUCAGAGAAAUUUUGGCGGUGUAUAAGAACGCCAUAUUGAAUGGAGAAAGCAGCGUGAGCGCCCACGUGGAAGAGUACUUGGCUGUGAUGAUGGAUGGGCUUUCGGAGCGGCUCUUCAUAAGCGAUUACCAUGCUUGCUACCCUGUCCAUGAGGAUCUGGAGAUGCUGAGGGUGGCGUACCCUGAUAUCGACCCAGUAAAAACGGACUUCAUCCUCCAAGCAAUCUACUCCAACCUCGACGAACCAAUCCCCGAACCCCUCACCAACGGCCACUCUGACCCCUCGCCCGACCCCACUAACCCCCCACCGUCCAUGGACAAUGAAAUUCCCGUAGACAUUAGACAGGAGUCUCUGAUCAGUGAAGUGAGAGAUAUUUUACCGCAUUUGGGCGAUGGGUUCAUUUUGAAAUGUUUAGAGCAUUAUGGUUUUAAUUCGGAGAGGGUUAUUAAUAGUAUAUUGGAGGAUACAUUGGAUGCUUCGUUGAGAGGUUUAGAUCAAUCCCUCCCAAUCAUACCAAAAGACGCACUCGACGAGAAAUUCUUAGAGACCGGCGUGCAGAGACUGAACGUGUUCGACGGCGACCAGUUCGACAUCAUGACUAGAGACGAUGUCGACUUAACUAAAAUACAUGUGGGGAAGAGAAAAGAUAAACAUAAAAAUAUUAAGGAGUUGCUAGAUGAUAAGGGCGAUGUUAGGCAGCGGGUGGAUAUCUAUAGCAAGUACAAUUUGGUAUGCGAUGAGCAAGCGAUGUACAGCGACGAAUACGAUGAUACAUACGAUUCUGAUGGCGUAACGCCCGCUCCAGCAGAUCCCACCGACGAACGGAGACCAUUCGUCACACCAAGAGCAUUGCAGACACGACACGAGCUAGAGAGUUCAUCCGAAGACGAACCAGAACCGACGCCAGCGCCAUCUAGCUACAACGCGCGGAACCGAAUGGACUUCUGCCAAAACCCUGAGGAAAUCCGAGCGAGGCGAGAGGCCAACUACCAGGCCCGGCGAGGCCGCGGCGGCCAUCGGCCUCCACCGCCGUCUAACAAGGACGUGGUGGGCAAGCCCCGCGGGCAGGGGCAGGACAAGGAGGUGUUGGCCAACCGCGACCGCAAGGAGAAGCACAAGGGCACCCGCGGCAACCACGCCAGGAGGCAGGGCGCGCAGUGGAAGCGCUCGCAGGGCAUGAUGCCCUCGUAGCGGGGGAGUUAAGGCUUUCUCUUCUCUGAUACAGGGUACUACACACAGAAAUAAAUAUACCAUAGAAGACGCAAAUGCAUCUACUUCGCGUGUCCGAACCCCGACCGAGCGUCGAGGUUGACCGUCGCUCUUUACAGUCCACACGCGUCAGUUGUUGCAGCCGGACGUCCGUGAAAACUUAAAAAAUGCUUCGUUGCAUGAUAAUUAACUGCAACAGCCCGAAAAUUGCGGGCACCCAAAGGCAAGAACACAUUUCCUACCACAGAUAAGUAAUUUUAAAAUUAUAUUAUGCGUAAAUUUUGUAUGAAAAAGUCGGCACGCUUGGUUUCAAUACAAAUCGUGGUAUUUGCGUCAUUUAGCGUAGAUAUUAAAUCUGUGGUAGUACAGGUCGAUUCACAAGAGCUGGCACGAAUGGAAUAAAUGAGUGAAUGAAACUAUCUAUGUGUGUAUCACAUUAACCAAUAAAAAUAAUGGCUCUGACUGUAUACCGAUACAGGUGUCACUCAUACAAUGAAAGUUUCGUUCAUUCCAUUCGUGCGAGCUUUCCUAAAUCACAUGUAGUUGCAGGAAGUCACUUUCGAAAAAUAUUGCAUUCAGUCAACUAUAUUAUACUGUGUCUAUUAUAUCAUAAGCUACAAAAAACAUUAGAAA
Cydia strobilella is the source of this 2994-nucleotide messenger RNA. RefSeq names its product activating signal cointegrator 1 complex subunit 2. Gene Ontology annotation, biological process: regulation of DNA-templated transcription. Gene Ontology annotation, molecular function: ubiquitin binding. The transcript is spliced from 15 exons. The record is from RefSeq and is a predicted model, not a curated record. Lineage: Eukaryota; Metazoa; Arthropoda; Insecta; Lepidoptera; Tortricidae. The coding region runs from base 130 to 2343 and encodes 737 amino acids.